CUUGACCCACUGAGACAAAACCCAGCAGACCUUGACAAUGUCAAACGCGUGCCGCGUCAAGUGACAAAACCGAAUAAAACGGACGAAGUGCCCAGCACUAAACUCUUGCACGGACAACGGAAUCGUACGACAACUCAUUUGACUACGACAAAGACAGUAUCGAGAAAAACAACGCCAAGCAUUACCCGUAGUCGCACCACCAAGUCCUCCAAAAUAUCGAAGACAACAAAGCGGGGCGUGGAACUGCGUAGCCACUAUCAAAGCAGACCCGUCUACCCCCAGAAAGUAGUCGUAAACGGACCCCAUGCAAACGACCAAUACGAAAUUGAGAUCAAUAUACGACAGACAAACAAAACUCCAGUAACGAGACCGAUUGCAGCAGAGUAUACCGACUAUACGACGUCGACUGUCUAUAGACCCUACAACAACUACGAAAACAGCUACGCUCCCCAGUUCAUGGACUAUGCCAGCACAACGCCCAGCUACAGCUAUUAUCCAACGCAUAGGGACACCAUACCGCCACAGCUACAGAAAACGAAGCCGCCGACUAUCAUCUACCUUAACGACAAUGACGACAGACGCACCACGACACGUGCACCGAAUAUAUUUCAAAACUUCUUAACCUUUGCCACCAAUACCUUCAAUCCGAAUGCCAACAGACGACCAACGCAAGCACCACAGACGCCAAGUCCAAUUUCUUCGUUCCAUCAAGAGCGACCUUACCAAGAGACUCAUGUGAUAAAUAGUCCCAUCAGCAGCUCUCUCAGUAUAAGCAGCCCGGCACACUAUGCGCCACGCCCACCCUUAUCCCAAACCCACUCGACUUCGAGCAGCUCCCAAAUCGGGGUAAGCCCACAAAAUAAUUAUUUGCAUGCCUCCAGCUCGGCCGUCAGUGCAGGCAACUAUGGCAGCAUUUCUGGUGUGGCCAGCGCGAAUGGAGCCGACAGCAUAUUUAGCUUUAAUAUCCGUCCACGCCCGGAUAACAAUCCCGUGUUUAGUUCCUACCCAAGUCCGCAGAGCUUGGGAGGCAGCUACGGCCUCGUCUCACAAUCGCCGUACAAACCCGACUAUCAGCAGAGCCACAGCGAACUCUACUACGAUCGAGAGCUAACACCAAAUCAGAGUCCUUUCUCUACUGGCUCUGUGGUGGGCCAUCGACCGCUGACACAGACACAACCGUACUAUGCCCGGACGCAGGAACUGAAGGACUUAGGGAGUAACAUUAAUGAGAUUUCGAGUACAGAUCACAAACUAGACAUGAUUAAGGACUACGAUUUCUUGAGUCGCACUUUAAGCAAUAUUACGACUGAUGACAUUGCACCGGACACCACCGACGAUUACACAUACGACGAUGACGAGCCGAACAAAAACAUUGACUUUACGAAGGGGAGCAGGCCAAUAGAUAAACCGACUGCAUCCAAUGAGAAUACAAAUACAAAUGUCGUAGAUAAUAAGACACCGAAAAACUCGACAUCGAACACGACUUACCUGGACGAUAACUUCGUGCUGCCCAUGCUGGACAACAAGACACAGAUAGCGUACGUGACAGAAAUGCCCAGGCCAAUGCUGAGCACCUCCAGCCGUAGCACAGCCAAUAGUAAAGUUACAGUUUUUACGGACAGCCUUGGAAAGCAGUUGGGCAGUAGCAUCUUGGCCGAUGCCGAGGACUAUGACGAACGAUCAGCAGCUGCAGCUAGUGCAGUUGUUAAACAGUUGACGAACGUGGCCUUCGCCCCGAUUAACGUGCUGACAAAACCGGACAGACCGGACAACUGGGUAAUAUUCAACAAGACAAAUGAGGAGCCGCCUCUCCCACAGCCGCCAGCAGUAAGCUCGGGCAUGGGCGUUGAACCCGCUGCAGAGAUCCCUAUGCCGUUUCAUAUCGUACGUGAAAAGCAGAAUAUACGCGAAGCAGUAGCACCGGAUACAAAACAAAAAACACAAAAUGCUACGAUCAGCACUAAAAAUUAG
Messenger RNA from Drosophila navojoa, 1971 nucleotides. RefSeq lists its product as uncharacterized. Gene Ontology annotation, biological process: response to oxidative stress. The record is from RefSeq and is a predicted model, not a curated record. Gene Ontology annotation, molecular function: peroxidase activity; heme binding. NCBI's taxonomy places the organism in Eukaryota, Metazoa, Arthropoda, Insecta, Diptera, Drosophilidae.